GCUCACGAUUUUAAACUCACGAAGACAUUAAUAAUUGAACGAAAUUUAUUGUAUGCUCUUUGAGAAACGGAAGUCAUGUAUUAAUAACAGUAUCAUGAGUUUAGUUCGACCUUCUUGGUGGAAUUUUGUUAUCAUCGGAUGCAAGAAUCCUUGGCCGAACUUCAACUACAAUUGAAUACGGAAAUUAUGGAACUGUACAAGAGAAUACCCGCGAACGCGUAUAGGAACACCGGAUUGUAUCGUCACGGUGAAUUCUGCUCUAAUUGUGGACAAAACGAAUCCGAGGACUUGCCGCGCAAUGUUGUGAUGCAUAAAAGGAGAACGAGAACUUAUGAGAAGCAUUGUCCUUCGUGUCACUGCCCGCCUGAGAGGCGAAGAUUCUCUUCGCCUGGUAGACCAAGGACUUUGGAAAACGUUGAAGCGAUGAUAGAUCAAUGUGAACGUGUCUUUGCGGAGCCGAUUAGCUCGGCCAUUAAGAAAUCGCAGAGCAGUCCCUUGACGCAGAAACUAUAUUGGCACGAUUAUCAAACGGAUGCUCAUCCUCAUUGCACCAAAAGACCGUUGCAGACUCAUCGUCAGCGGAGAUUCGAGCAUGAUAGGUAUUUGUUCAGAAUGAAGGGAGACGCUGCGAACUCAGAAUUGACCAACGAAGAUAUCGUGGCUUGCUCCAAGUAUGCGCGAGCGAUACCCGUCAAGAGCUCGAUAAAAAAACACCGUCAUUGUAAACAGCCUGAGAAAUCGCCAGACGAGCGGGAAUGUUCCGACGCCGAGAGUGAGGUAUCGGUGAAGUACAUCCCACGUGCUGUCCAGUCGAGGAAGUCGCGCGUACUCGAUCCUGAAUUGAGGCGUCGUUACGUCGGCAUCGGUGACGGUGAAUAUGUUACGGAGACGAAGAACGAAAGUGACGUCGAGUCUCAGGAGAUGAGAAACUUCGUUUUGAGCCUUGAGGACCUGGAGAGGUUGAAGCGAGGCGACGGUGAGGCGACGAUAAGCGAGGAUGACAAGAGACUCGAGAGACGAAAACCUGAAAAUAUCGCGAGAACGGUGAAAUCGAGAAAGACUGGGGAUGCAGCGAGCAAGUCAUCCACCUUGAUCGGCCAGUCAAUUAAUAGACUCACGAAGGAACUCGUACUUAACGAACCCGAGCGUCUAGCAAAGCUGGAUCUCCACGCCACUAAAACUCGCAUUCUGGAAUCGAUUAACUGUAUGCUUGGUACCACGGACGAUACGAAAAAUGACGUGCCUGUGCAGCAGGAACAAACGGAACAAGAGAGUCUUGAGAAGAUAACUCGUGAACUUCAAGAGAAUGGUUGGCAGUUAUUGUUCAACGGUUUAACGAUCCAUAGAGAUUCCACUAGCAGACGGAUUGUUCGUCUAGAAUGUCUGAAUCAUAUUCGCCAGCAACUCGACAAACUGUAUGCUCUCGAGUCGACUUUGGACAAUUGUCCGCCUAAGCUGCAAUCUCUGUCGAGUUGCGAUAUGCCGCGCAAUGAGGAACGUCAACAGUCGCAGCAUCAAUUGGAGCAGAAAACUGCGGAUUCUUGAGCGUACCGGAAGUUUGUACACAUUUUUUUAUAUAUAUAUUUAAGCACCAUCAUAAAUACUGAAGAUCCAUGAUGCAUUGAUUGUGCAAACGACAAAAUACGUAAAAUCUGCAUAGAUUUUAUAUAUAUUUUUUUUUAU
Mycetomoellerius zeteki is the source of this 1683-nucleotide messenger RNA. RefSeq lists its product as uncharacterized. The transcript has 5 exons. Lineage: Eukaryota; Metazoa; Arthropoda; Insecta; Hymenoptera; Formicidae. The coding region runs from base 139 to 1545 and encodes 468 amino acids. The record is from RefSeq and is a predicted model, not a curated record.